Molecule: messenger RNA, 228 nt
Organism: Trichophyton benhamiae CBS 112371
Lineage: Eukaryota; Fungi; Ascomycota; Eurotiomycetes; Onygenales; Arthrodermataceae
Exons: 1
Coding region: 1-228 (75 amino acids)
Source: RefSeq, a predicted model, not a curated record
AUGACAUGGGACCCCCAGCACGAGGUAUCCCUUGGGUAUGAGAGACUUGUUGAGGAGUCAUAUGUGGGCUGUGACCGAAAGGAGAAUUGCUACGUUGACUUAACGAGAGGGAGGGCUGAUGCUGAUGGUGUUGGUGAUGCGGGUGUGGCUGAGGCUGAUGCGAGCGUUGAUGCUGGUGCUGGUGCUGAAGAUGCUGAUGUUGGUGCGCCUGCUGUUCUUGCUGCAUGA